Messenger RNA from Harmonia axyridis, 2886 nucleotides. RefSeq names its product pickpocket protein 28-like. The record is from RefSeq and is a predicted model, not a curated record. NCBI's taxonomy places the organism in Eukaryota, Metazoa, Arthropoda, Insecta, Coleoptera, Coccinellidae. Gene Ontology annotation, biological process: sodium ion transmembrane transport. Bases 125 to 1771 code for a protein of 548 amino acids. Gene Ontology annotation, cellular component: membrane. Gene Ontology annotation, molecular function: ligand-gated sodium channel activity. The transcript has 10 exons.
UUUGUCUAUUCGCGAACAUUUAUUUCAUAUCAAUUAAUUUUAUGAAUGAAUAGAGUUCGUUUUCCAUACCAGAAAAUUUUGACAAAAUCAAUCCUUUUCAGUUCCAGGAAGUUUGCUGGUCACAAUGUCCAAGAAAAAUGGUGAAAAUGCCAUUUUCAAACCUGAGAGGAAAUACCCUGGAUUCAGAAAGAAUGUCAGCGAGUAUUUUGCAGAAUUUUCCAAUAACACUGGAAUACAUGGCUUCAAGUACAUGGGUGAAGGUGGAAGAACCAUAUUAGAAAAAAUUUAUUGGGUGUCUUUCUUUGCGGUUUCCCUGUAUUUCUGCGUGUCUCUCAUCUACCAGACUUGGUUGAAGUGGGAACUGUCCCCAGUCCUGGUGAGUUUCGCCCGCAGUCCUACGCCAGUAUGGAGAAUUCCUUUCCCUGCAGUUACAGUUUGUCCCGAAACGAAAUCUAGACAGCGCUUCUUCAAUUAUACCAAGGCUUACUGGGAUCACCUUGAUCAAAAUAUCACGGACGAAGACUUGCAAAAGUUUCACACUAUAUCUUUAGUUUGCGACGACUUUUUGGAUCGAGAGGGUAAUCUUACUACUAGUUUUCAAUCAUUGGAGUUUUUAAAAGAGGCUGCGCCUUCAUUUCAAGAUAUGUUAUGGGCUUGUAAGUGGACCCUCAUGAAUGAGACGUGUGAGAAUUUCUUUGUUCCUACACUUACCGAAGAUGGAAUUUGUUAUACAUUCAAUAUGUUAGACAGGGAAGAACUAUUAACUAAUGCGGUAUUUUUGCAUGGAGAUUAUAUGAAACAUGGGAGAAAUUCAGAAGGUUGGACCUUGGAGAAAGGUUAUCCUCCAAAUUCACCGAAAGAUACGUUUCCAAGAAGAGCCAUUUCAGCUGGGGCCAAAGCUGGAUUUUACCUUUUACUGAGACUCUAUGAUCAAGAUUUAGAUUAUGUUUGUCGAGGACCUGUGCAAGGUUUCAAAAUCCUUCUACAUCAUCCAGCCGCCAUACCUCAAGUGGGAACGCAAUACUUUAGAGCACCCCUCAACCAAGAGAUGGUGGUGUCCAUCAAACCAGACAUGAUGACUACCUCUGAAGGACUAAGGAACUAUGAUCCUCGCAGAAGGCAAUGUUAUUUCCCUGAAGAACGCCAACUCUUGUAUUACAAAUCAUACACCCAAGAAAGUUGUAACAUUGAAUGCAUGUCUAAUUAUACUUAUAGAAGAUGUGGUUGUGUUGCUUACCACAUGCCACACCGGGAAAAUAUGGAUAUUUGUGGAUCUGGAAAUAUAAAAUGCAUGAUUGAUGCUAGAAAUGAGCUCAUGAGCCGGCAGGUCAACCAAGGCAUUCACUCACAAAAUCAAGAACUCGAAGAGAUGCAAGUAUCUGACUGUAAUUGCUUGCCGGGAUGCACCACAUUAACCUACAAUGCUGAAACAUCUCAAGCAGGAUUCAAUUGGCAAAAAGUAUUCCAGUCUUUCAAGACCAACUUCAGCGAAUUUCCUGGGAUACAAAUGACGAGAUUGAAUAUCUUCUUUAAAGAUCAACAAUUCAUCACAUCAGAAAGGAACGAGUUGUAUGGUCAGACAGAUUUUCUAGCCAAUUGUGGAGGUCUUCUUGGCUUAUUUGUCGGAUUUUCGUUUCUUUCAAUUGUUGAAAUUGUAUAUUUUCUAUCUUUGCGAUUGUUUUGUAACGCUAAGAAAUUCGGUAGGCACUAUUGGUCUGGCUCUCCAGAACUGCUGGAAAAUGAUGCUUAUAUACAUCCAAAAUCUAAAUGAAGGCUGUCAAAGUGGAAUAGAUUUCAGGAAAAUAAGGAAAAAGAAAAAUGCAAAAGGACAAUAUAUAACACACCCAGAUAUUUUCUCUGUAUGUUCCAUUAUUGUACUCGCUUGACAGAUUUUUGAAUUAUUCUAACCAGAUUCACUACAAGAUUUCGUUAUCCUUGGUAGCAAUACUCAAAUGUCUCAAAUAAUACAAUCAUGAGUAAUUAUGUACCUUUAUUGAAAUAUUUCACUUUGCGCAAUAAUGAUGAACACUUCAAUCACUUCAUUUGUUUUUGACACUGAGAUCAAAGACUGUUUAGAACUGCAUUGGGUGAUCGCACUUUAACAUAGAUAAGUAAGUUUACUACUUACCUCUCAAUUUCGAGUUGUAUUUAUGGUUUGAUGAAUAAAAGAAUGAUUGAAUUUUAAAGAUAUUCCACCUGAAAUAUGAUUUGCAACGUCAGAAACUACUUCAAUUGCUCUAGAUGUUUUAUUUUUCCAUAUUUAUCGGCACAGUAACAUAAUGAACAUUAAAAUGAAAUAAAUAUAACCAAAUAUUGUAAGUGAAUAUGGUUAUCAUCAAUUCAAUUUCACAUAGUUCAUAUAGUUUGAAGAAUAGAAAACGGUUGUUCCAGUUUGAACUCUUGGUGGACUAUUUAUUGUUCGCUCAAACAUAAAUGAUGUGAAUUUGGGCUUUUAUUUGUGUAUUAAUAUAAACAUAGCAAUAAAUAGUCCUCCGUAAGUUUAACUAAAACAACCAUUUUGUAUUUCUUGUGAAAUUGGGCUUUUAUUUGUGUUUAGGUAUAUUUAUAAACACACAUAGAAUCCCAAUUUCACAUUUAUUAAGUUUGAGCUUGAAAUAAAUAGUCUACCGUAAGUUCAAACUGGAACAAAAGUUUAAUAUUUUUCAAAAUCUUUCACAUUUGAUCCAAUUUUUCAGAUGUUUCCAUAUUCAUAUAAAAAAGUGAAAAAAUUUCUUCAUUGGGUUGAUCCAAUUCGAUUGAUGAGGAAGUGAGUACAAGGAACCUACGUCUUUCGAAUAAGAAAUGAGAGAAUUGUUCUUUAUAUUUUGAAUGAUAAUAAAUAUAUAUUUUACAUAUUUCAGCAAUACCAAUAAAUGGUGAACAUAA